AUGAUGUUGCAUGUGCACACAAGGAGUUUGUCGACUUCGGCGGACUCGAGAACGCGUACUAUCAAUAGAAGACAUGCUAGACGGCUUUCAGGACCGAUAGACGGAGAUCUCGCUGCCGUGUCAUUCUCCCGACUCUCCAUCAGUCCGGUGGAAGAUAUUGAAAUGACCAUGCCCCACAAGCGCUCGCCCACGUUGCCCCCGCAGUCAUCCUCCCAUGAAAACGCGCCCUCUCUCCCGAAUCCACCGAACACCACUGACCGAAGUACGAAUGACUUCGAGGAGGACACCAGUAUGUCCGACUGCGGUCUGCCCAUUACAGCUGAACUUCUUCACCGCUCGUUGAUCGCGAUGGAUACCCGGUCGGUUGCAGACAGAAUGUCCGCAUCUCCCGGACCCAAUCCACUCUCAUCGCCGCUUUCGUCUGCUACCACGCACAAAGAGCAGAUCGACGAAGAGAUGCCGAAGGUCACCUCAGUUGAAGUCUUAUUCGCCCCAGAUGCAGGAGAUGUCGACAAGACGCACCAGCCAGCUUUCUCUCCAGACGGGCUCCCGAUCCCGAUCGCGCAUACACAUACACCUCAAACGUCGAGCUCAUACUCCCAUGAUAGCUCAUCUGCAACCAUUGUUUCGGCCUCGAAACCAUCAUCUCGGGAUAAUUCCGUAUACGGCGACGUGAGUCCGAAGGCGUCUUCACCACUGCCUCCGUCCUCCAUGCCGACAUCGCCUGCGACAAGUAACCCCACUUCACCUUACGAGUCGCACGUCCCUCUACGAGACACAGACACGUCUUGUCCGGCCAUCAUAUCGAUGUCUGUUGACGACUUACGUACUUGCUCUCCUGCUUGGUCCACCCAGCCGGUUCCGAGCUCCCCAGUCCAGACUUCUGAGCGCCUCGUUGCAAGCUCGCCUCCGCCCUCGUCUGUCCUUGGUAAACGCGCUAGUAGCGAGCAGUUUGAGGACGUGCCAAAGCUCGUGGUUGGUUCGUCUCCAGUGAAACGGAUUCGUACCGAUGGCAUCAGGUCCUCUCCGCCGCCCGUGACAAUACGACGCCAGACUCCUACUUCGCAGCAACGCUCACGUAAGAAACUCAUCACUCCGUUUCGCCCUCCUACGAUAGUCCGGAAGAGCCCGCCAGCACUUGUCGAACAAGUCACAGCGGCGCCCAAUAACCAUUGUACGCCUCUCGCGACAACGGCUUGCUCUGCACCUCCAAACGUCGCGAAGACCAUGACGAAACUCGCCAGGAGCUCGCGCGCCGCCGCGCAAUUUAAGUCGCCGAUGGCUGCUCGGCCUGCGGGCAGCGGUCGAGAAGUGGUGCUUCCGACGGCCAUGAUCCUGACGCUCGAGCGUAAAGUCACUGCUCUGAGGCGUGCAAUCAAGAUUGAGAGAGACCGGGACGAGGAGAAGCUGGCUGCUUUGGCAAGGAAAUGGCGUGAGGCUGGAAGAGAGGCUGCUUACGAGCUGUGGGAUAUUGUGCGUGGCAUGGCGACAGAUAGUGGUCAUGUGGACGGAACUCCGGCGAGCGAUAGCUGGCGCUCAAGCUGGGGAUGGGAAGGGAAGGAUGAACAGGAGGGAGACAAUGGAGAGGACGAUGCCAUGAAAGUCGAAGAGGAGCAGGAGGAGGUGAAGCGUGAGGAAACGCUGGGGGUCAUGUUGAGGAAACUCAAUAUCGACCCGGCGACGCUCGGCUGGGAUGACGCGCUCGAGUCCUUCAUAGGUUGA
Molecule: messenger RNA, 1722 nt
Organism: Peniophora sp. CBMAI 1063
Lineage: Eukaryota; Fungi; Basidiomycota; Agaricomycetes; Russulales; Peniophoraceae
Source: the annotation of a GenBank genome assembly